This is a messenger RNA of Brassica oleracea var. oleracea, 670 nucleotides long. RefSeq lists its product as uncharacterized. The coding region runs from base 85 to 483 and encodes 132 amino acids. The record is from RefSeq and is a predicted model, not a curated record. Lineage: Eukaryota; Viridiplantae; Streptophyta; Magnoliopsida; Brassicales; Brassicaceae. The transcript has 2 exons.
CAAUGGAUGUAAUCUUCCUUUAGGUUUUUUUUUCUUUCUCAUCAACUAUUAUUUUUUUACCCAUGCUCCGGCUUUUACAACAACAUGGGUUGUGUUGUUUCAAGGCCUGAGACAAAUGAAGGUGGAGAUUAUAAACUGAUAACUCGCCGAGGAUCUAUCGGUAAAGAUAGUGAAAUUUCUGAGAGCAUCACACUAGAUCAAGAAUUGUCUACACAUAGCAAAAGGUCCAAAACUGGUGGUGAAAAGGCAUGUAAGGAGGAGGAAGACGUACGUGAAAAUGCACAAGAAGAGAAAGGAGACGAGCACAAACUUUCACCAUCUCCUAGUUUUCGUAUUUAUUGUGUUUUCCCUCGUGAUCCUAAUGAUGACAACGUCGUUGAUGAUCUGCCACGGAACAAGAACAUAUCAGAAGUAAACAAGGUGGAAUCUACGAAACAAAAAGCACACACAAAAUUUGCAUGUUUAAAAGGUUGCGUUAAGUAACUCCAGAGGGGAAAAUUUGUCGUAGAUCUUCAAUGUUUAUAAAAACCAGUUUGAAAAUCGGAAACGCUAACAUACUCGGUUAGAAACUUCACAUGCAUGCAGUAUUUUUUUUUUGGGGUUUGGAUAUGAAAUAGCUUUACUAUACAUGUAAUCAGAGCCUGUCCUGAGGGCAAGCAUGCCAAGGAUG